Messenger RNA from Rhinolophus ferrumequinum (greater horseshoe bat), 5282 nucleotides. It is a transcript of the gene MASP1, whose product is annotated as MBL associated serine protease 1. The transcript has 16 exons. Gene Ontology annotation, molecular function: serine-type endopeptidase activity; calcium ion binding. Bases 132 to 2231 code for a protein of 699 amino acids. The record is from RefSeq and is a predicted model, not a curated record. Gene Ontology annotation, cellular component: blood microparticle; extracellular region. Gene Ontology annotation, biological process: zymogen activation; complement activation. NCBI's taxonomy places the organism in Eukaryota, Metazoa, Chordata, Mammalia, Chiroptera, Rhinolophidae.
CAAUUCCAGAGACACAGAGGGACCUCAGAACAAAGAUAAGGCAUCGCUGACACCACACCAGGGACGAGCUCAUAGACAAGUCAGGCCGGGGGGACGAAGGCCAGGCAGCCAGGAGCACCCAAGGCAGGAAAAUGAGGUGGCUCCUUCUCUAUCAUGCUCUAUGCUUCUCCUUGUUGAAGGCUUUGGCCCACACUGUGGAGCUUAACAAUAUGUAUGGUCAGAUCCAGUCACCUGGCUAUCCAGACUCCUACCCGAGUGAUUCAAAAGUGACUUGGAAUAUCACUGUCCCAGAGGGAUUUCGGAUCAAGCUUUACUUCAUGCACUUCAACCUGGAAUCCUCCUACCUUUGUGAAUAUGACUACGUGAAGGUAGAAACUGAAGACCAGUUGCUGGCAAUCUUCUGUGGCAGGGAAUCCACGGACACUGAGCAUACCCCUGGCCAGGAAGUGGUCCUCUCCCCUGGCUCCUUCAUGUCCAUCACUUUCCAGUCAGAUUUCUCCAACGAGGAGCGAUUCACAGGAUUUGAUGCCCACUACAUGGCUGUGGAUGUGGACGAGUGUACAGAGCGGGAGGACGAGGAGCUGUCCUGUGAUCACUACUGCCACAACUACAUCGGCGGCUACUACUGCUCCUGCCGCUUCGGCUACAUCCUCCACACAGACAACAGGACCUGCCGAGUGGAGUGCCAUGACAACCUCUUUACCCAGAGGACCGGUGUGAUCACCAGCCCCGACUUUCCCAACCCUUACCCUAAGAGCUCUGAAUGCUUCUAUGUGAUUGAACUGGAGGAGGGUUUCGUGAUCAGCCUGCAAUUUGAGGACAUUUUUGACAUUGAAGACCAUCCAGAGGUGCCGUGCCCCUAUGACUACAUCAAGAUUAAAGCUGGUCCAAAACUUUUGGGACCCUUCUGUGGAGAGAAAGCCCCAGAACCCAUCAAUACACAGACCCACAGCAUCCAGAUCCUGUUUCGCAGUGACAACUCAGGCGAGAACCGGGGCUGGAGGCUCUCAUACAGUGCGACAGGAAAUGAAUGCCCAGGGCUACAGCCUCCUGUCCACGGGAAAAUCGAGCCCUUGCAAGCCAAGUAUUUCUUCAAAGACCAGGUGCUCAUCAGCUGUGACACUGGCUACAAAGUGCUAAAGGAUGAUGCUGAGAUGGACACAUUUCAGAUCGAAUGUCUGAAGGAUGGGACAUGGAGUAACAAGAUACCCACCUGUAAAAUUGCAGACUGUGGAUCCCCAGCAGAGCUGGAACAUGGACUGAUCACCUUCUCCACCAGGAACAACCUCACCACAUACAAAUCUGAGAUCAGAUACUCCUGCCAGCAGCCUUACUACAAGAUGUUCCACAAUAUCACAGGUAUAUAUACCUGUUCUGCCCAAGGAGUCUGGAUGAAUGAAGUCCUGGGGAGAGACCAACCCAUCUGCCUGCCAGUGUGCGGGCUCCCCAAGUUCUCCCGGAAGCUGAUGGCCAGGAUCUUCAAUGGACGCCCGGCUGUAAAGGGCACCACCCCCUGGAUUGCCAUGCUGUCGCACCUGAAUGGGCAGCCCUUCUGUGGGGGCUCCCUUCUAGGCUCCAAAUGGAUUGUGACUGCGGCUCACUGCCUCCACCACUCGCUGAAUCCAGAGGACCCAACCCUAUAUGACGUAUACCUGCUCAGCCCUUCUGACUUCAAAAUCAUCAUGGGCAAGCAUUGGAGGCUCCGGUCAGAUGAGACUGAACAGCAUCUCAUGGUCAAACACAUCUUCCUCCAUCCCCUGUAUGACCCUAAAACAUUUGAGAAUGACGUGGCUCUGGUGGAGCUGUCAAAGGGCCCGGUGCUGAAUGACUUCGUGAUGCCCAUCUGUCUACCUGAGAGGCCCCCUGAGGAAGGGGCCGUGGUCAUUGUCAGUGGAUGGGGAAAGCAGUUCUUGCAAAGGUUCCCAGAUACCCUGAUGGAGAUCGAAAUCCCAGUUGUUGACCACCACACCUGCCAAGAGGCCUAUGCCCCACUGAAGAAGAAAGUGAGCAGGGACAUGAUCUGUGCUGGGGAGAAGGAAGGGGGGAAGGACGCCUGUGCGGGUGAUUCUGGAGGCCCCAUGGUGACCCUGGAUAAAGAGAAAGGCCAGUGGUACCUGGUGGGCACAGUGUCCUGGGGCGACGACUGCGGAAAGAAAGACCGCUAUGGAGUAUAUUCCUACGUUUACCACAACAAGGGCUGGAUCCAGAGCGUCACCAGAAUGAAGAACUGAAUUCGAUUCCUCACCCUCACGCUGUCUGUCCAUGGUCAGUCGGCAGCAGAGGAUAAUUAUCUGAUGCAAGACACCCUUGUCCUACACACACCUCAUUCAGUCUAUUCAUUAAUUCAUUACUGAUCAAAACUAGGGGCAUCUCAGCCCCCCUUUUACUCUUUUUAAAGAAGCAGAGUAGCUGAGUGAUGGAAACACAGGGAUGAAUUCAGGCUCUGUCACUUACUAGCUCUGCAACAUUGGGCAGGUGACUUCACCUCUUGGAACCUCCGUGUCUUUCUGGUCCACGUUAUGGAAAUGACAUACCUUACCUACCUCAUAAGAGUCUGAUACGGAUCAAAUUAAUUAAUAUACACAUAGCACUUAGCACAGUGCAGGCAUAAACUAAGUGCUCAAUAAAUGUGACUUAGCAGAAGGUCAGUGUGAAGUUCUCUCACGAACCGUGGCUGGGUCUUAGGGCUCAUUGGUGUGUGCCCUUACCUUCAACCUUGACCAUCUCUUCUUUCAUCUGCCCCGAAUGUGCUACACUUCUUCACUAUCAUGCACCUUUCCCACCCCAGUCCCUUCCCCUGAUCACUAAAAAUGUAAAAGAGACAAGGCUCUUAGUCCUAUAGCAUGUCCCAAAGCAAUGCGAUUAUGGACACGAGCUACAUACCAAAUCAUGAGAGUGUCUGUGAGAAGGAGGGCAGGGAGGGAGACUGGGGAUGGUUGCUUGGGAAGCCAGACACCAGGUUCUAGAACUAUCUCUGCCCCCAGCUCCCUGUGUGACUAUGUAAGUCCCUUUCCCUCAUCCCUAAGGACCCUCCCAGCUCUGACAGUCUAGGAUCCAAUGGAGCCAUUUUUCCUUGAUGAAAUGGGUUUAAAGCCAAAGUAACCAAAAGGCAGAAAUUACCUUAGGGGUCAAUAGAGUUUUGACACAGAUAAAAUAGUGCUGCUUCAGCAAUACUCAUCCCUGUCCUCCACACCCUGAUUCCCAAGGACAUAGUACUUGUCCAGGAACCUUUCCUUAUCCCUAAGCAGAGCCUCUGCUCUAGGCCCCCAGCCUUCUUCCCUUCCUGAGAACCUGAGCUGCACAAGGUCAGCUUAGAUAGGCUAGACUCAGGCCACUGCACUCUGCCUCCCUGUGUCCACAGCUGGCCCCAAGCAGCCAUUCCCCUGAUUCGUCACUCAUUUCGCACCCUGAAUACCCUAGCCCCAAAUGGUCCGAAGUGUUUCCCAAACAGAAUGCCGUCUCUCCUCUCAGCAUGCUUCCAGGGACCUCAUCCCCUUGAGAAUGCUGAGAUUUAAGCCCUUCAAGUGAUCAGAAGCCCCAAGUCCCUUUCUUAUGUUCUAUCAAAAUUGGUCCUCGUGGGAGAUUUCACUUCUCGACCUGCAUGGCGGCUGCUGGAGUCAUUCAGGGUCUCUUGCUGAAAGAAGAAGAUAGUGAGGAAUGAGGACGUAUGGACACAAAGCCUGAAUGCUCAGAGAGAGCAGUUCACAGCCUGAUUCUCAUUCUAUGAGCGAGUCAUUCUACCUCUCUGUGCCCUGUGGUUUAUUCUGUAAAUGGAAGGUGAUAGCGGUACCCAACUCCAUCAGGUAUUUGUCAAGCUGGAGCUCUAUUUCAUACACCAAAGAAUUGCAAUGCGCAGUCUUGGAAUUGUCCUGAGGCAUUCCAAAACACCAUUACCUUCCUGAUUCGCAGCACUGCCUGGGAGCCCCCAUCUACCAGGCUGUGCAGACUGCUCUGGAAACGACUGAGGUGAGGGGAGCAUGCUUCUUAUCUUCCACAAGCUCCAGCAGGGAGAACUGACACAUACACAAGUGACCACCAUGAAUCAAAUGAACCCACCAAGUGCCACGUGUUGGAGCAACAAAAAGGCAUUGGAGGAGGGGACAUCAGGAAGGCAUUCCAGAGGAGAUGGUGCUGGAGCUGAACCUUGAGGAGGGUGGACAUUUCCACAGGUAGGACAGGGAGGUGUUCCAGGUAGAAGGAGAACAGAAUAAAUGUCCCCUCAGGCUGUCUUCAGAUUAUUCUAGCCUCGCUCACAAAAACGACCUGUCUAGUAGACCAAUGUUCUGAUUCUAUGGUCAGAACCAACAUCUAAAAGAGCCUUUCUUCUUAAAGCCAGACAAGGAUGGGACUUAAAACAGCCUCAGGAUUUGUAUACAAAUACAGGUUUCCCUCUCUAACCGAAAGAACAUUCCUAAGAAACUUUUCAUAAGCCAAAUGGAGUAAAGCAAAAAAGCAAUUACCCUUGCAUACAUCUUGCUAACUGAUACACAAAACAAAUCAAGAUAAAGCCCAGGUGCUCACAUACACAGUUCAGAGCUAUGGAGGCUUGAUGCCAAGGUGCUGAGUGUAGUUUCCGGGGAAGGAACUGGCGGCGCCACUCUCACUGCUCAAGGUACAUGCUGCGUCUAUAACAGCUCGCUGCAAAAUAAACAGUGCACACUAAUUUUGCCUUUGACCUUUCUUCUUAAAACUGAAAAUCCUCUUCAGAUUUCUUUCGGUUAGUGAAACAAGUACAAAUGUCCGUCUUUUGCAAAAGCAAAUAAAGUAAAGCAAACUUUCAAAAAGCAGGGGAGAUCUGUAUUGAUUUCUGGCUGGACCCAGUUUAUCGUUUAUUCUUCCAACAGCAACUUCAUCCUUAUUCUGAGGAAAUAUCUAAAUGUGCUGUGGGACUUCAGCCUAAGCUUGAUCUACAGUAUUUAUUAGAUAUAUGAGCCCCUGCACUCCUGCUAACGUCCAAGAAACUCAAGUCGCUCACAGAGUCAUAGAAGCAGAUGGUUGGAGUAUAUACCUCCAUCUUGUCGAACUUCAUGACCUCUUUCUUGAAUAUUUCUGGAGAUGGGAAACUCACUACCUCCAAAUGCAGCCCAUUCCAACUGCAAAAUGAGACACCUCUUACAAAGGUCUCUUCCAUGCAACUAAAACCCACCUCCCUAGUAUAUAGUUUUUAUAGCUAAAGUUAUUAUUCCAUACUGUGAAUGUUGUUAUCAGUAAUGAUCAUGCCAAUUUUAUUAGCAACAGAAGCUGUUGUUCUUGUAACUAACUACCCACUUGUUCCAAUAAAC